UAUGUAAUAAAAUUAAGAAGGUGAUAAAGCAUUAAAGGAACAAUAUUUAUAGGAUUAAGUUGAGAAAGGUUUAGAUGCUGAUUAAUGUGCAUAAUUUCUUGUCUCUUUAAAACCUGAAGGUGGUGAUGAUAUUGAUAAUUGGACCUUAGAUGAAUUGAGUAAAUUCUAUAUAUAAAAUUAUUAGAGUUAGCUAUUGAAUAAUUUAAGGAAUCUUAAAAAUAAGUGGAAGAAUAAUAAACAAAUAAUACAGAAGAUUAAGGAAAUCUUUAAUAAGCAUAACCAUAAGAAUAACCAUAGCAAAAUUAAUAAAUAAUUUAAUAAAGUAAUGCUCCUGUACUUGUUAAUUGUUAUUAAAUUUUACCUAAUGAAUUAUCUGGUGAUAAUGUGUCAGUUAAGAUAUUGACGUAAAUUUAUAUUAUAUUUAUAGAUAUAAAAAAGAAAGUGCUGGAUUCUUUUCUUCUUCAUACAUAGUAUUUUAGAUUGAAACAUAACCUCAUGGUUGGAUUGUAUUUAGAAGAUAUUCAGAUUUUGAAUGGUUAAGAGAUUCAUUAUAAAAAUUUUAUCCAGCUUUUGUUGUUCCACCUAUUCAUAAAAAGAGAUCAAGAUCUUUUGAAGAUGUCUAUCUUAAUAAAAGGAUGAUAUUUUUGUAAAGGUUUCUAAAUAGUAUAUUUAAAUCUUAUGAAUUAAAAAGUAAUGUUAUUGUUAAGAACUUUUUGAGUCUAACAUAAAAUAAUGAAUUCAAAAAAUUCCAAGAAGUAUAAAUAUUUUUAUCUUUAAGAGUAUUACUAAAUCUGCACCUCCAUAAACAGUAUAAAGAAUGUUCUCAAAAGAUGGUCAAGUUAAUUGUGUUGCUCCUAUUGAAAUAUAUUAAUAUGCCCAUUAAACUUAGGAUUACUUCUAUGAAAUAGAUGGAGUCUAUAAAAAAAUUAGAGUUUUAAGUAAAAGUCUUAAAGAAAUAUAAUUAUAAAACUCAUUAAAAAUAUAUUGUGUAGGAGAAAUAUUUGCAUCUUUAUUCUAGCAUUUAAAUAAAUUAAAUUAAAUACUCCCUACAGGAUAAGCAUAAGGUUUAGCUGCUACUUUCUUAAAUUUAAAUAAUACUAUGAUUACAUGGGGCAAUAUUAUUGGAAAAUAAAUAGAAUAAACAGAAGAGUAUUUAAAUAGUUUCUUUAAAUAUUAACAGCACUAUAAUUCAUCUAUUAAAUAAAUAUAUGAAACUAGAGCAGUUAUAUAGUAAGAUUUAGAAAAAUUCAAAUCAAAAUUACAUUAUAAGAAGGAACGAUUAUUUUAAUUAGGAGAUAUUUCUAAAUGGGAUCUAAGCAAAGAUAUAAAAUUAAAUCCAUAAGAAUUAUUAUAAAAUAAAAAGCUUGCAUUUCAAAAUAUGUGUGAUUAAGAAACUAAAUAAGAAAUGGGAAUGGAAAUGUUAGUAGGAUAUUACACAAACUAAAUAUUUACAUAAACUUAAUAAUUUUUCAAAUAGCAAUAAUAAGAAUUAGUGGGACAUUUUAUUAAAUUCUGUCAAGUAUAAGCUUUCAAUAUCACGGAUGUAAUAUUUUAUUUAAAUUCAAGCAUCAUUAAUUAUGGGCUGAUGCAAUUACCAAUCUAUAAAAUAAUUUAUUAAUACAAUAGCGGUAGACAUAAUAAGUAGUUGUAGAAAGUAUUGGCUGA
Messenger RNA from Paramecium pentaurelia, 1665 nucleotides. The record is from the annotation of a GenBank genome assembly. NCBI's taxonomy places the organism in Eukaryota, Ciliophora, Oligohymenophorea, Peniculida, Parameciidae.